Molecule: messenger RNA, 1789 nt
Organism: Labrus mixtus (cuckoo wrasse)
Lineage: Eukaryota; Metazoa; Chordata; Actinopteri; Labriformes; Labridae
Gene: slc52a3-2a
Product: riboflavin transporter 2
Exons: 4
Coding region: 354-1700 (448 amino acids)
Biological process (GO): riboflavin transport
Cellular component (GO): plasma membrane
Molecular function (GO): riboflavin transmembrane transporter activity
Source: RefSeq, a predicted model, not a curated record
UUCUGCAGGUUUUGAAUGCAUCGCACUCAUACAGAAAAAGCUCUCGAGGCAACAAAAGAAAAAGAAAAAGGGGAUGCAAUGGCUCUAAAUCUCAACAUGUGAUGGUUUAUUGAUGAUCCUAGACCCCUGACAGAGACGGCACUUAAGGUCGAGACAAUGAUCAGUUAACUAAACAUGUAUCAUGGUUGGCUACAUGCUCUCACACCCACUGGAACCAAGGAGGGUUUAAUCCUCUGACGCACACACACACACACACACACACACAAAGUUUACUGCACAGGACUUUGGCUUCUUUCCCUCCGCAGAAAACUUCAAACCAUCCACCAAACAGCAUAGGAACACAGAUCUCCACUAUGUCCCUCCUCACUCACCUGUUGGCGUGCCUGUUCGGGAUGGGCUCCUGGGUCUCCAUCAACGGCCUGUGGGUGGAGCUGCCCCUGAUCGUCCCUCAGAUCCCAGAGGGCUGGUUGCUGCCUUCAUACCUCUCUGUGAUCAUUCAGAUGGCUAACGUCGGGCCCCUCUUUGUCACCCUGAUGCAUCGCUUUCGGCCCGGCGCCUUGAACGAGAUUGCCGUCAUAUACUUGAUCAUUGGACUGGGAACUGUGGCGAGCUUCCUGCUGGGAUUCUUCUGGAAGGAGACUGUGGUUGUAGGUGGCGUUCCUCGCAGUGUAGCCCUCCUUGUGUUGACUUUCUUCCUCUCUGCGGUCGACUGCACUUCCUCCGUCACCUUCCUGCCCUUCACUAUGCAGUUAAAGCCCCAAUAUCUGACCACGUACUACAUCGGGGAGGGUGUGAGUGGCCUGCUGCCCGCUCUGGUGGCGUUGAUUCAGGGUGUCGGGGUCGUCAACUGCAUAAAUGGCACACAGUCUCUAAACCACACCCUGAACACCUCGUAUAGUGCUUCGAGUAGUGAGCUCAGGGCCGAGUAUCAGCCGGCAAACUUCUCAGUGGAAGGGUUUUUCUUCUUCCUUAGUGCUAUGAUGCUUGUGUGCCUGGUGGCGUUCCUGCUGCUGAACUACCACCCGUCUGUGGCGAGGGAGCACCCGAACAGUCGCUACACCACCGGGGUGAAAGACAAAUCUCAGACAAAAAAGAAGUGGGCCGAGCAGAAGCCCAUGAUGGAUCCCUACAGAGCUCCAAACCUGAAGCGCAAGAGCAGCUUCGGGACUGGAUCCUACAGCUGGAUUCAGGUGUUUUAUAUCUUUGCGAUCCUGGCCUGGGUUAACGCUCUGAGCAACACAGUUGUUCCCUCGGUGCAGUCCUACUCCUGCCUGCCAUACGGGAACAAGGCGUUUCACCUAUCAGCCACCAUGGCCGCAGUAUCAAACCCUCUCGCCUGCUUCAUCGCCAUGUUCUUCCCUAUAAGGUCUUUACUGCUGAUGGGAGCUCUCACAGUGACAGGCAGUGGAAUAGGUGCUUAUAUAAUGGGUAUGGCUGUGUUGAGUCCAUGUCCAUUGCUAGUAAAUGAAACUUCAGGUGGUGUCAUCAUGGUGUUGGCCUGGAUCCUCUUUAUUCUCACUCUGUCCUACGUGAAGGUGAUUAUUGGAGUGAUCAUGAGAGACGAGGGUCACAGCGCCCUCGUGUGGUGUGGAGCGGUAGUGCAGCUGGGCUCUCUGCUGGGGGCUGUGACAAUGUUUCCCCUGGUCAGUCUUUACAGCUUCUUUUCAUCAGGGGACCCGUGCAACACAAAAUGCCCUUAAAAUUAAGUAAGUGGGACAGUAGCAGCCUCUGAUGUGCCACAUUUUUUAUGCGUAGAUUAUAGUUGUGUUUGUUUAUGUUGAUUUAUUUG